ACGGCCACUCCCCGACGCCCCGACUCCCUCCCCUUCGUCGCUCCUCGUUCGGAACCCUAGGGGGCCGGCAGCUGGCGGCGGCAAGCACCGCGGCGGAGCUUGCGGGGCAGCAGAGGGCGGCCCAGCGACGCGCCAGGGUGCCAGCGCGUGCACCGCAGGUGCGGAGAGCGGGGCCGCAGGGGGCUCCGCGGCGGCCGAGCGCCAGCGCCGAAGGUGCUCCGUGGCCGGCGGGCAUAGCGGUCUACGGCAUCGACUCCAUCCCUCUUCCCUCUGCGCCUUCGAUCGUUCUCCCUUCUCUGCUCCGGGCUCAGCACAGGCGCGCGGCAAGUCAGCAACUUAGUUACUGAGAUGACUAGAUGGGAUGAAAUUUUGACUCUUCCAGUUCAGAACCCACCCACAUUGGAGUUCUCAGCUGCAGAUAUCAUGUGGUCCAUGGUGGAAGGCUGGAAGGAUUCUAUGGACAGGCUUGCACUUAUACCAUAUUCUAGGGUGAAUGACUUUGUCAGAGGAGAGUCGAACAACAAAGAUUGCCCAACAAGAUUUCAUGUUGAAGCACGGAGAAGGCGUCCUCCGACAAUGAAAUGCAAGCCAAAAGUUGAUGGGAUACUUGAGUAUAUUCUGUAUUGGUGUUCUUUUGGUCCAGAUGAUUAUAGAAAGGGUGGUGAUGUCCGGCCUAGCAGGCCCUUCUCAGAAAAGAGGAAAACACCUGCUGGACGCCCUAAUACAAAGAGAGGAUGUGCUUGCCAUUUUAUUGUGAAGCGCUUGAUUGCUGAACCAUCUGUGGCUCUUGUGAUAUAUAACCAUAAUAAGCAUGUAGAUAAGAAAGGCAUGCCAUGCCAUGGUCCUAUGGACAAGAUGGCUGUAGGGACAAAGGCAAUGUUUGCACCAUACAUAUCAGAUGAGCUUCGCCUGCAAGUUAUGUCUUUGCUUUACGUUGGUAUUCCUGUGGAGACCAUAAUGCAGAGGCAUAAUGUAAUGGUUAAAAAGCAAGGAGGGCCAUCAAAUAGAGAUGAUCUUCUUACUCACAGAUAUGUUAGGAGACUGGAAAGGAAAAUACGGCGUUCUGAUUAUGAGCUUGAUGAUGAUGACACUAUUAGUAUUGCCAUAUGGGUUGAAAAUCACCAGGAGUGCGUAUUCUUCUAUGAAGAUUUUUCAGAUACAGGCACCUUUGUCCUGGGCAUUCAGACGGAUUGGCAGCUGCAGCAAAUGAUUCAGUUUGGUAGCCGUAGUUUACUGGCUUCUGAUUCAAAGUUUGGAACAAACAAGCUAAAGUAUCCUGUACACAGCAUCCUUGUUUUCGACCAGCAGAAAAAUGCAAUUCCUGUUGCGUGGAUUAUAACCCCCAAUUUUGCACAUGGUGAAAUUUAUAAAUGGAUGGGCGCUCUUUAUGACCGAGCUCACACAAAAGAUCCUACAUGGCAAUUGGGUGGCUUUAUUAUUGAUGAUCCCUUGGCAGAUGUUCGCACAAUAAGGGAAGUGUUCCAGUGCCCUGUGCUGAUCAGUUUGUGGCGUAUCCGGCAUGCUUGGCAUAAAAAUUUGGUCAAUAAAUGUUCAGACAUUGAGAAGCGUUCAGCAAUGGCCAAAUUUCUUGGAGAUGCUAUAUCCAGUGUAUGUAGAGGAAGUGGUAAUGUUGAAUUAUUUGAAGCCUUUCUACAAGAUUUUGUUGAUUGUGCUGGGUUUCUAGACUACUUCAGAGCUCUAUGGUUUCCAAGACUUGGGGCAUGGACAACUCUCUUAAAGGCCACUCCAUUGGCUAGUGCAGAGGUAGCUUCGGCAAUCGAGAGCUACCAUCACCUGCUAAAACUUCGGCUACUGAAUGAGGCAGAUAAAAGUGUCUACUGGCGUGCAGAUUGGUUGGUUCAUAAGUUGGGUACAAAGGUCCAUUCUUACUACUGGCUUGAUGAAUACUCAGGAAAGGACAGCUUUUCACGUUACUGGAGGAGUGAGUGGAGCAGUGGCCUAAACUCAUGGCGCCGGGGAUUGCAGAUUCCAGAUUCUGAUGUUGUCAUUGAAGGCAAUUGUGCCAGAGUGGUCAGCCAGAAGAAUAAGGAGAAGUCCCAUGUCGUAUGGAAUCCAGGUUCUGAGUUUGCGUUGUGCGAUUGUAACUGGUCAAGGAAGGGGUACCUUUGCAAACAUGCAAUAAAGUCGACCAAGGUCUGCCGUGACAGGGGAUUGGCACCGCCAUCGUUAGCCCUGUUCCGCUAUUACCAGGCACUGGCAAAUAUUGUUCAUUGCCCGCCCAGUGAUACUGUGAUUAGUGACCAUGCAAUGGCUGUGGCUGUUUCUGUUAAGACACAGUUAGAUGCAGUGAUUUGCACCACUAAUUGUAGCUCUUCAAAUAGGCCAGUUUUCCAGGAUCCACAAUUAGCCAGUAAGCCAAGAGAAUCUAAAAUUGAGGAAACCAACAGUGAGAAUGGUGUGUGCACAAGUCAAUCCAAGGCUGCUUCUGGUGAUGAAGAAGAAGUACCCAUAAAUCAGGGCAGUCCAGCUCGCAAGAAAAGAAAGUCAGGGAAUGCUAAUGGCAACAGUGAAGAUGUUUCAACAUAUCAGGACGGUCCGGCUCGCAAGAAAAGGACGUCAGGAGAAGCUUCUGAUAAUGAUGAAGAGGCUUCCACAGAAGAGGACAGCCAGGUUUAUGAGAGAAGCAAGUCUGGAAAAGACUUGGCUGAUAACGAAGAGGUUUCCUUGGAUCAAGGCAGUCCAGAUCAUGAUAAAAAGAAAGCCGGGAGAAGCUUGGACGAUGAAGGAACUUUGGCGACACAAAUCGCGCAACCGUCUGAGACAGAAAGCAGCCAAGCCAUCGUUGGACUGAACGAGUCUUCAGUCGAUGCUAGAUUAGCUGAAGGGGCAAGUGGGACAUGACUUUUCAUGAGUGUUAGGUUAGGUUGUCCCCCCCCCCCCCCCCCCCCCCCCUUGAUGCACCUAGAUCUUGAUGCUUGUAAAUUUCGAGCUACUGAAAAUAUUGGUCAGAUUAGGUUGAUUCAAUUGCUGAAUUAGCUAGCAGCUGCAUCUGUUUACCAAGCGUGGAAGGCAGCAUAAACAUGUUACCCUUAUGACUGAGGAGAUCGUGUAAAGUAUGUAGGCAACAACAAUGACAGGUUACAUUCUAACUGUUGGUACAACGUCGAAGGCAAUAAUUUGCUAACCUUGUGAAA
Molecule: messenger RNA, 3155 nt
Organism: Panicum hallii
Lineage: Eukaryota; Viridiplantae; Streptophyta; Magnoliopsida; Poales; Poaceae
Exons: 6
Coding region: 349-2862 (837 amino acids)
Source: RefSeq, a predicted model, not a curated record